Molecule: messenger RNA, 5376 nt
Organism: Plasmodium knowlesi strain H
Lineage: Eukaryota; Apicomplexa; Aconoidasida; Haemosporida; Plasmodiidae
Product: phosphatidylinositol 3-kinase, putative
Exons: 1
Coding region: 1-5376 (1791 amino acids)
Biological process (GO): endocytosis; phosphatidylinositol-mediated signaling; phosphatidylinositol-3-phosphate biosynthetic process
Cellular component (GO): peroxisome; phosphatidylinositol 3-kinase complex, class III, type I; membrane
Molecular function (GO): 1-phosphatidylinositol-3-kinase activity
Source: RefSeq, a predicted model, not a curated record
AUGAAUAAUACGAGCAUAAAAGAUGUCCGGGAUUAUUUCUCCGUAAGGUUAAGUCUCUUCACAGUUUUCAAAGGUGGGCACAGGUGUGAUGUCCACAGCACGAGAAGGCGGCGUAGUCAUGGGGUGAAGGACCGAGCCGUCGACCCUGGGGAAGCGGCCUCCUCCCCCCCGGAUGAAGAUGCAAACGAUAUCGCAGCGAACACUGCGAAUACUGUCAGUAGCCCGAACGGGGAGAGCAAAACGGUGUUCCUGCGCAAAAUGAGGAGACUGGAAAAAUUCAAGUAUCUCCAAAGGAAGAGGAAAAAGAAGCACCUGAUCAUGUCAAAGGAUGGCAAAGAAAGAAUUCGCCCAGGAAGGGGGAAUUCUAAAAGGAGAGUGCCCCCCAUUCAGUUAAAAGGAACUACUGUCACAAUAGGGGCAGGUUUAACAAGUGGUUUAGACUCUAAGUUGAAUCGAAAUAAAAGGAGAGAACAUUCAGAUGUUAAGUAUGCGGGCGAAGAGGAAAUUCCCAGUGAUGAAUUUGAAGCCACCUGCUAUCUUCUUAUGGACAAGGAAUUUUAUAGCCAUCCAGUAAGUGUCAGAUGUGCAGCCUCCAGCAGGAGGAAAAGUCACCGUGCCAAACAGCUUAGUAACAAAUGCGUGAACCAUUGGGGGGAGAACUUAAGAAGAUGCACACGCGUAAAAAAAGAUGAGUUGCAAAAUUAUGAUAAUCGAAUUGCAGAGGAUAUGGCGAACAUAUUGAGCAAGUCCGAAAGGAAGAGUUCUACGUCAGGGAAGAGGGACACCGGAGAAGGUGAACAAUUGUUUAAGAAUUCACUGGGGGGUAAUAAUCUGUCCAGUGGAAGAGAGCCACACACAGGUGGCCCUGCUAAGUGUGACAGUUGUCGUGAUAACCACUCUGAUAACUCCCCGAAGGAAAAUUCCACAACGAUGCCCAGAAACAGAAAAGCCAAAGCGAUACGAAGGAAUCUGUGCACAAUCAAUCGAACCCUGAAUUAUCCUAUUAGGUACUCCCAGCUGAGCCCAAAGAGUUACUUAUUUUUUCUCAUCCAACAUAGGGAAAAAAAAGAUUGGAAGUUUUACUCGUACUGUAGGGUGUUUUCCCCCAGUGGGGCCAUUAAGCAGGGACUUCAAAUUAAGAAAUUGUACCAUCUUGGGAGGAAGGAGAAAAUUCAGGAUAUCAUUACCUCUGCGUUGAGGAAGAAAAUUGCUCAUAUGGAUGAUAACAGUUUUAGGAAGAGUACUUCUCACCAGAGUAUAAUUUCCUUCUUGCAAGGAAAUAGUGUUUAUCGUGAUUUGCUGUGUUUGUACCGUCGCUCACGAAAGGGAAGUGUGCAGAGGAGGAGGGAUCAGUUCAGUCAGGUGGUCCUCAGUAGAGAAGGUAGUAUAGAAAAUGUUCGAAGUGGAGCAUCCUCAGAAAUGGAUAGUCAUCACAGUAUUCUCCCCUUAAGAGAGGAAAAAAAAGAGCGAAAUGUUCUUAGAGGUGUGUAUGAGGCUGAUGAGAUGGAUGAUCCACACGACACACUGGUUGAUACUACCUCCCAUCGUAGUGCCAAAGGACACGAGAAGUCUAUAUUCCCUACAGGAUCAGAGAAUCCUCCCCAUCGGCAUGGAACUAACACCUUCUAUCAAACGAUGAAACAGUACAAUCGCAUCUCACGUUACGUACGUUCGGUAAGGAGAAUUUUUUUUGGAUGGGACACUCCAGUGGAGAAUUGUCUCAGCGCGGGGAGGAUAAUCUGCCAAGCGGAUGACCAUCGCGAAGUGACUGAAGAAAACGUUAAUGAGGAACAUCGCUUCGAUUUCACCCAGGGGGAGAUACUCAUGAAAGAAGAACAACGAAAGCACAACGGUUGUGUUUCCUUUCGUGUGACCAACCUUGGGAGGAAAAAAAAAUAUAUAUAUAUGACAAGUCAGGUAAAACGAUUGCGGAGAAAGUUGCGCCAAUACGAAUGGGAAUUGUUCUGCGCAGGGGGAAGGAUAUAUCAUGAAUAUGGCAAGCCUGGUCAUUCCUUUGAGGAUACCCUGCCAAAACGGAAUCGCGUGGUGGCAUCCUUGAGGAGAAUAUCAGAAAUGUACGCCCAGUGGAAGAUAAAGGAAAAGGCGCAUAUUGCCGGAUUCCUUUUUUUUCAUUUUUCCCUUUUUAACGAACGUUGCAUAUAUUAUGGAGACAGGAAGGGAGAGAAUCAUCAGGAGGGAGCCCAUCGGAAGGAAUCCUAUCCGACCAAUUGCCACCCCGAUAAUCGUGAUGACGGUGAUUAUGGAAGUAACUGGUUUUUCAACUCUUUCGACUAUGUGGGCGAGGUCGAUGGCACGCCGGGGAGGGGCACGAGUUCUGUAGUGCGGGCCUUCCUGAAAAGAGUGAAGAGGCCUGUCAUUGGGGGGAAAGAGACACUGCAGGGGGAAGAAGACUUGGAUGUGGGAACAGUGGAGGGAGAAACCCCGGGAGAGGGAAAAAAGCGAAACGACAUAUUCGAGCAUAUGAAUAGAUACGCAAGUCGAAUUAGUAAAAACAUUCACCUAGCGAAUAGAAGCAGAUACGAUGAUUACCCGUUUGACUUUUCUGUCCAGAAAAGGGAGGGAGGAUGGCAUGUCACAGCUGACGCAGCUCCAGCGAUGGAGGAAAUAAAAACGAUAAACACAAUUUUGAAUACACCAGUGAUUAAGCUAAAUGAGGUGGAGAAAAAGUGUCUGUGGAAGUUCCGCCUGCAGCUAGUUAACAGACAAGAAGCUUUGGGUACGUUUGUCAAGAGCGUCAAUUGGGAGAACCCACAAGAAAAGGAUGAAGCCACGGAGUUGCUAAAUUACUGGUCCAAGCCAUCUUUGGAAAACUGCCUUGAGAUGUUGAAUUGCCACCUACAGCGUACAGUGAUUAAGAAAUACGUGAUGCAGAUAAUUGCUCAGGCGAAAAAGGACCAACUAAAGUUGUAUCUAUUCCAACUGGUGCAGAGUCUUCGAGUUUUUAACCACCAGCCGAUUGAUGAUCUGUUUAUUGAAACCUUAAUUAACAAGUGUAUCACGUCGAAGAAACUAUCUAUAUUUCUCCACUGGUUUUUGUUAAGCGAAACCAAGGAUAAAUGUAAAGGCAACCUCUACAUACACAUUCAUAAGCUCUUCAUUACCAAGUUAAUGACAUCCAAUUUGAAAAAGAAAAGGAAGAUUCUAUCUAUUCUGAAAAACCAAAACCGAUUUAGGAACCAAUUGCUGUACCUCACGAAAAUUGCCAAGAGCAAGUCCGAUCGAAUCUAUAACAAAACGAAGAAACUCAGGCAGUUCCUCUUUUGCUACCGCCAGAACUACGGUUGUGUUGUGAUUAAGGAUUUUAUUAAGAAUAACAUCUUCGUGUCGGACAACGAGGUUUAUGAUUUUGUCUCUCCUCGGGAUGCGCGGCAGGGAGCUGCGGCGGAAGGAGUACAAGUGGAAGGGGCGGUAGACGAGGUGGAAGGGGUGGUAGGCGAGGUGGAAGGGGUGGUAGGCGAGGUGGAAGGGAUGGUAGGCGAGGUGGAAGGGAUGGUAGGCGAGGUGGAAGGGAUGGUAGGCGAGGUGGAAGGGAUGGUAGGCGAGGUGGAAGGGAUGGUAGGCGAGGUGGAAGGGAUGGUAGGCGAGGUGGAAGCUCAAGUAGACGUAGAAAAAAACGUCGUGACGAUGCAACAAGUGGUCGAGGAAGACGCCACCGUGGACGUUGACUCCGACGCCGAUUCAGUGCACCAUCAGAACGAUGUGUGCAACUCCGUGUACUACCUGAACGGAGAGCUGAGUAUCCACGCGGAUCCGGAAGCAGACGUAUAUUGCUUCCAGUACGAUCCCGGGGGUACGCAAACCGCGCAGGGUACACUGCCCUUGACCCACAGGUCAACCUCGGAUAUCAGCACGGAGGAAAGCAAAACUAUCAACUACAUAGACGACUCCAAAGGGGCCCCUAUCGAGAGGAACAAAGAUACGUCCUUCUUCUCCAACCUCCUGCAAUUAAAUGAUAACUUCGACUUUUUCCUAAGCGCAACGUACAGUGAUGAGGACAAUAAUAUCGACAUUCUGGAUGAUUCCAUAAGUCUCGUCAGGAAGCAGAAAAUAAAGAGAAUUAGAGCUCCGCUAAUUUUACCCAUCGAUCCAGACAUAGAAUUCUUGAGCUUUUUACCUGAACAGUCAUACGUAUUGAGAUCCUCCCUGUACCCAAUUGUAAUAGCUUGCCUGGUGAGAAAAAAAAUAAAAUUGGCACAUGAACAUUUCCACAAUUUGAUAAUCAAUGAGCAAAAAUAUUUAAAAAAAAACGUCAAGAAAAAAAAAAACUAUUCCAUGUAUCAUUCGUUCAACUCGAAGUUUUUAAAAUCUCUGUAUAGCUCCUUUGACUGCGCAUCUGAUUUUGAGCGUCAUUACAGAAAAGUGAAGUGGGAAGGCAAAAAUAUCUUUUAUAAUGGCAGGAGAGUGGAGAAAGUGGGGUUGCAAAAAUUGGUCCCCCGUGAUGGUGAAGAGUGUCCAAGUGUAGAUUUCCCAAUUGCAGAUCCCCCCAACGCACAAGUGGUGAUCCAUCACGAGACGGAAAGUACCUCACACAGUAAGCAGUGCGUAAAGAAAUACAACGAAAUUUAUGAACUCUCCAUUAAAAAAUACAUUUACAAAGCGGGAGAUGACUUGAGACAAGACCAUCUGGUCAUACAGAUAAUAUGCAUCAUUGACAACAUAUGGAAAAGGUAUGGACUGGAUUUGAAGUUAACUCUUUACAAAGUUCUUGCCCUUUCCACAGAUGAUGGGUUUAUCGAGUUUGUUAACUACGCAGAAUCUAUAUCUUCUAUUAAAAAGAAUUAUAAAGGAGAAAUUAGACAAUACUUCAUGGAGAAGGGCACCGAUCCCAAGUCUCCCCUCGGAUUUGAUGCCACCAUUUUGGAAAACUUCAUCUCCAGCUGUGCAGGAUAUAGUGUCAUCACUUACUUACUUGGCAUAGGAGAUCGACAUUUAGACAACCUCAUGGUUUCACGUGAUGGAUGUUUUUUCCACAUUGACUUUGGGUACAUAUUCGGAGAAGACCCCAAGCCGUUUUCUCCCCCCAUGAAAUUGUGCAAAGAAAUGAUCGAAGCCAUGGGUGGAGCCCAUAGUGUUGGAUAUGAACAAUUUCUGAAGAAGUGCUGUUUGGCCUAUAAGUACCUGCGCUACCACUCCAAGUUAAUCAUUAGCCUGCUCGAUUGCAUGUGCGAGUCUGGAUUGAAGGACAUGAAAAUGAGCCCCGAGUUGUGCGUACUAAAGGUUCAGGAAAAGUUCAGAUUGGAUUUAAACGACGAGGCCGCGGAGGUUUACUUUUUGAGUGUCAUCAACACUUCCGUUAAAACCCUCUUCCCCGUCGUGGUAGACAAGCUGCACGAGUGGGCCCUCAACUGGAAGUGA